This is a messenger RNA of Ailuropoda melanoleuca (giant panda), 7267 nucleotides long. RefSeq names its product lysophosphatidylglycerol acyltransferase 1 (gene LPGAT1). The coding region runs from base 28 to 1143 and encodes 371 amino acids. Gene Ontology annotation, molecular function: acyltransferase activity. The record is from RefSeq and is a predicted model, not a curated record. Gene Ontology annotation, cellular component: endoplasmic reticulum; endomembrane system. The transcript is spliced from 7 exons. Lineage: Eukaryota; Metazoa; Chordata; Mammalia; Carnivora; Ursidae. Gene Ontology annotation, biological process: phosphatidylinositol acyl-chain remodeling.
AAAGACAAGACGGACGCCAAUGUGAGCAUGGCUGUGACUUUGGAAGAAGCUCCGUGGCUGGGUUGGAUCCUGGUGAAAGCCCUGAUGAGGUUUGCCUUCAUGGUCGCCAACAACCUGGUUGCUAUUUCGUCCUACAUCUGCUAUGUAAUUAUACUUCAGCCCCUUCGACUACUGGACAGUAAGCGGUUCUGGUAUAUUGAAGGAAUCAUGUAUAAAUGGCUUUUAGGAAUGGUGGCUUCUUGGGGAUGGUAUGCUGGAUAUACAGUGAUGGAAUGGGGGGACGAUAUUAAAGCAGUUUCGCAAGAUGAAGCAGUAAUGUUGGUGAAUCAUCAGGCAACGGGAGAUGUGUGCACCCUGAUGAUGUGCCUCCAAGACAAAGGACUGGUUGUUGCUCAAAUGAUGUGGUUGAUGGAUCAUAUUUUUAAGUACACAAACUUUGGAAUUGUUUCUCUAAUUCACGGGGACUUCUUUAUAAGACAGGGAAAAUCUCAUCGUGACCAGCAGCUGCUUCUUCUCAAAAAGCACCUAGAAAAUAAUUAUAGGAGCAGAGAUCGAAAAUGGAUUGUUUUGUUUCCAGAAGGGGGCUUCCUCAGGAAGAGGCGAGAAACAAGUCAAGCAUUUGCCAAAAAAAAUAACUUGCCAUUUCUUACACAUGUCACUCUGCCAAGGAUUGGGGCAACAAACGUCAUCUUGAAUGCACUUGUAGCACGACAGGAAAAUGGAAGGCCAGCAGGAGGAGAUGCUGAUGCUAAAGAAUUGGAGAGCCCGAAAGGCCUCCAGUGGAUAAUAGAUACAACUAUAGCUUAUCCCAAAGCUGAACCCAUAGAUAUUCAAACCUGGAUCCUUGGGUACAGGAGACCAACAGUCACACAUGUACAUUACAGGAUCUUUCCGAUCAAAGAUGUGCCCCUGGAGACGGAUGGCCUUUCUGAUUGGCUCUAUCAACGUUUUAUUGAAAAAGAGGAACUCCUAUCGCAUUUUUAUGAAACAGGGGCUUUUCCACCUCCCAAGGGCCGUCAGGAAGCUGCUUCCAGGGAGAUGACCCUCAGCAAUAUGUGGAUAUUUCUCAUACAGUCUUUUGCGUUUUUGUCAGGCUAUAUGUGGUAUAACGUCAUCCAGUAUUUUUACCAUUGCCUGUUUUAGGAAUUGACUUGGACUUGUCAAGGUCACCAUAGGAGUUCAGACUUUCAUAAGUGUGCAUUAUUUUACAUGUGCAAAUCGGAAUAUAUAAAAAAAAAAAAGCAAAGGAAAUUCAAUGGAUGGAUUAAUAUUUAUCCCCCUUUGGGAUAUUUUAAAAUUCUACUAAAAUGAGGAUCAGUAUACAAUGACCUGCUAAUAUGUUUUGAGGACCUUUCACGUUUUAAAAAGAUACCCUCUACCAUACAUUUAAGCAGACAUCACAUUCGGAGAAGAAAGCCUAGAAUCAUCCUAGAAGACUAUCCGAGAGAAAUUCGGUUCCCACCAGAUACAGUUGAUAAUCUAGUCAAACUCAGAGAGUGUAUCCGCUCCUCUAAGCUAGUAGUCUCUAUUAGGGCAGGGCUGUAGAGCGCCCUCACUUCCACCGGCUCCUGCUGGGUCACUAGGAGCCUUGAGGGGAGCUGGGCGGCACCCUCGAGACCUGUUCCCCUGUGGUUCACAGUGGCACUCCAGUGUCAGCUAUGCCCGUGGGGAAGAAGCAGUGUCCACUGGACAUGUUCCGGUACUAGAAUGUGUUCCUAAGAAAGGCUAGCUCAGUCCAACAUCGUGUUUACAUGCGCUAGUGCUUUCCCUUAAGUGAGGGGGGGUCACUUGAUUUCUCUUUUUGUAUAGAGGCAUAUCAUAGAUUGAUAAUUGUCUUUUACCAAAUGCACUUUUAUCAGAUGCAUAUAGAGCAAAGGAUUCGUAAUAUAGCCUGAAAACAAAUGUAAGCAUAAUCAGUGAGUGGGAUUCUUGAGAGGCUGUCCUGUCUCUGCGUGUGUACCCGGGCGCCCCACUGCACGGAGCGCCAGGCCCACAGGAGGCUUCUGUCCAGCUCAGAGGCUUUGUUCCGCCCAUGUUGGCCUAUUAGCACCAAAUGUAUUUGGGGGUGGCUGGAACAAAUUAGUGUAAAACAUUUAAGUGAUCAGUUUGAGGUGAAAUAGGGGUUUUAUUAGAAAACUAAGAGCUAGAGCCAGACGUAGGCUUAAAAUGGUGGUAAGUUCUCACAUGACACCCCCAAACCUAUGUUCUAUCAUCGCCUCAAGUUGCUGCCCACAUCAGUGUGGUGUAACUGGGAGACAGACCCGCACAAAAGGCUUCCCAAUCUCUUACAAUUGCUUUUAAAGAGGAUAAAGUCAAGUUUCUAUUUCUAGAGAACACUUUUUCCCCCCCCCCCGCUACAUUCAUGUGAUUUACCUCACGGUGGAACCAGACUCUUCUCAGAAAGUGCUGGGACUGCAUCCGCCCCUCACCCGCACUCCCAGUGUUGAGACAGAGUUGGUGUUUGGUUUGGGAUUGUUCAGACUCUGAAGAUCCUAGUAAGUCAGUGGCAGUUUUCUGGGAUACGAGCGUUGUAGAUUUCCUGUUGUCACUAAUCCUACAAAUGGCAAUUUUGAGAAGUAGGCCAGAAAAUAAAAAUAAAGGCUCAUGUUUUCUAUUUUUAAAUAAACCAAAACCAAAAACAAAAAACCAAACCAACAACAACCGAAAAGAUGUGAAUUUUCUCCCAGUUAUGUGGGAGGGGUAAAGCGGCACCAAAUAAAGGCCCCCAGCAGCCUCAUUCUGUGCAUGUAGGAAAGAGGAUAAUGUGUUGAUGAAAUACCUCAUUGCAUAUUAGGCUACUACUGGUAAAAUGCAGAAGACAGUGUUAAUGUGUGUGCUUUGGUAGGGGUUGUUACAAGGUGCAAUUUUUUUUUUUUUGCAAUCUAAGCAUUGUAUUGUGUGUUUUACAGUGACAGUGAGUAGGUGAAACCGAUCUUAAGAGGCAUGGAUGUUGAUAGGAAGCCAGACAGAAGCUUAACGAUGCUUCUGUUUGAGGUCCGGCAAACACUGCUAGAUUACAGGCUGAAUUGAAAUUGUUCAUUUGAGAGAUAAGUCAGCCACCUGGGGGAUAAGUUGCUCACUGUCUAGUAUGGCGUGCACCGUCCUAGCUAACUAGGCCUUCUCCUCAUUGCUAAAGCAAGCCACAGGUAGGGGUGGCCAGUUCGAUCAAGAAGAAAAAAGAGAGAGAGAUGGGUACAUGCAUACAUAAAUGCAGUUUAGGGCCACUUUUGCCAUCGCUGUGCUCCAAAGGAACUUGACACUGUUAAUAUACUGUACACAUUAAGCCAACUAUCUAUUCUGUAAGACGCUUUACUUUUUCUUCAAGCGCAGAGUCAUUUCGACAGUCUUUCAAGUGACAAAUACCAAUAGAUAUAUGAGUUCAUUUUUGAAAAUAGACCUGUGAGUUGUAAAUAGAUGUGUCAUUGAUCUGCAUAUCCUUCUCCACUUGUUUAUCAACAUGUUCUCUCUCUUCUGUUUGUUUGAGAGCGUCGAUAGCGCUCUCCGUACCAGGAACUGGAGUUCGGCUACUUGCACUAGGACACGUAGAGAGAGAAUCCGUGUUCUGUGGCAAAUCAGGGACGCAGCAAUAUGCCACUGUACAGAAGUGAAUAAAAAUUCUGCAUUUGUACUUUCUUUGCAAUGUGAGAUGAAAGGAGAUUUAGGGAAUACACAUUUUGUUAAGGAGAAAAAAAAAAAACUGUGCCAGUUUUAUACUAGUAGCUUAUAGAAUCUCGGCACUUCUUGGUCUCAGCUGACCUGCCUAGAUUCCUACAGCAGAGAGGGUUGAGAACUCCCUGCUGGACCUUCAUCUCAACACAUCACAGUGAUGGAGCCCCCGCUGGGCCAUCAGCCGAGGGCAGGUGCGAUGCAUCCAGAAGGGACCACACCGGCAGUUCACUCUUCACAGGAGAAACUGUUGUUGGUGUCGAAAUAUGCAGAUACGAUGGAGAGACCUAUACGCCAGUGGAAGGUAAAGAAAAAUGACAGGAUGGAAACGGACAUUUCGGGUGGGCAAAGAAGUUACUUGAGAAUCUAAAUAGCUUUUUAAAACAAAGAUAGCUCUGAAUUCAGAUCUGUCAUAUUUUAAGUAGAUUUUAAUAUUACAAUCAACCAUUAAUUGCCCACAGUGAAGGAACUAGGGAUUACCAGAUAAUUAAUCCAGUAAGAAGUCAUAAUUAGCCAAACAUCUAAUGUGUAUUUACGAGUUUGAGGUUUUUUUUCAUCAGACUUUUUUCGUUCUUCUGGGGAUGCUUGCUGAUUUUAAAACAAUGAUUUCAAUUGUUUAUUAGUUUCUCUUGCGUAUGUAUUAAUGACUGUGUUAAUGAGUAGUGAAAAGAUUUGGGAAGACAGACAGCUUCAGAAAGAGGAACACAAAAGCCUAAAUAAUCCAUGGGCUAGAAAAGGAAUCCCUGAAUAAUCAAGAGUUGGCGGUAUUGCAAUGAUACUCAAGCCUUUAAUGAAAACAAGAUGUGACAUCACCCAGUACAGACGUCAGAACAUCCUUCUCGUGUUAAUAUCGUGUGGAUUGAUGUGAAGAAUGCCUCUUCAUUCUUUGUCCAUGUUACUCACUUCUUGUGGAUUUGUCUUUAGUGACGUUUUGACAAUCACUUCCCUGAAGACUCUUCUGAACUAGCGGGACCUGGUUAUAAUCAUAGAUAGCAGUCUUUAAUCAUGGACAGUCUUAUUGGAUUCUUUUGAUAUUUAAAGAAAUUUUAUUUGCACUGCCGAAUAGCAAAGAGUUAUUUUCUUCAUCACACAGGAUUUCACUCCAGAGUUACCAUCACGAGCGAGUCCGCUCUGGUCCACAAGGAUGAAUAAAAAUGGUUAGUCUUAUUUUUUUGCCAUGUAGUGCUGUGAACCUUACAUUGUUCACGUGAAAGGCAAAGUCCAAAGCAGCACUGGGCGGCAAGUGUACUGGUUUAUUGUAGGAGGGGGUGGAGACCAAUAUGUUUGGGACCAAAACCACCUACACUGGACAUUUCUAGAUCACAGAGGGGCCGGGGGCUCUCUGGAGCAGUUGCUGGUUGGUGCUUUAUUGCAAUCAUUUGCAUUGAUCCUCAACAAUUAGGAACUGGACCCUGGGAAUAAGCUGAGGGUGCUGAACUGCUGGGGAGGGGGACGGGAGCCAUAUGGAAGAUAAAAUAGGGUUUUUUCUGCAAAAUUUCCAUUGGAGGAUUUUUACAUUUAAUAUUUUUUAAAACAGUUGAAAGAGCAAAAAAUUUUUAAGUGUAUUCUAGUUGCAAAGUAUGCACACGUAUUUCGAAUGGCUUUAUUUUUGUCGUGUAGAACUGUUGAACACAGGACUGGUGCACAAGCUCUUUACAUGUGAGGGGUCUGCAUUUUACAGUCACUUAUCUCAUGACUGGGUAAUGACACAGUUACACACAAGCUGCCAUUGUUGCGUUAAGUGCUUUCAUUUUCUCUACAGUUAUUACAAAGUUGUAUUUAUUUUAAGCAGAUGGGUUUUAGUUUUCCUGACGCCAUAUGUUUACUUCAGCUUUUGUUGACCUGUUUUUCUUUCUUUGUUAUCUGCAUGUUGUAAUGUAUGCUCAGAAUGAAUGUAAAGGCUGCAGCAACUGUAAUUAAUUUUUGUAAAGGGCUGGUCACACGUGGCUCUGGUUCCUGGGUGUGUACGGGAUUAUCUUAGUAACCAGACCGCCUUUUCAGAAAUGUAGAUGUGAACACCAAAAGAAGCAUUUUCUCAACAACAACAACAACAACAACAACAAAUGAAUAGCUGGUUCUAUUUUUUUUUAACCUAGAAAAAAUAAAGAUUUUUUUCAAGUAAAGUGCUUUUACUUCUUAGUGGUGGGGACGGGGCGUUUGUGUGUUUCUGGAGAUAUUUUGGCAUGAACAUCUGCAGACAUGGACUUAGAGCACAUCACGGCAGGUGGCUGCUGAGGGCAAACUGAAAAACCAAAUGAAAACCAUUGUACUUCCUUCGUGGGUUUUAGACUCUUCCCUCCGCUCCUUUCCCACUCUCCCCCAUGGUAUGGUGGAGAUACUGGUAUACUGGUGGCAUACUGGUAAAUGUUCAACAGGCCACUAUCCUGGGGGAAAAAGCGAUGUGUGCAAAUGUACGUAAGUUUGUUAUAAAUGUUCCUGAUACAAGAAUACAGAACACAAUUAGUAGAUAAUAAUUAAAUAUACUUUAUUAUAAAUUCCACAUGGCCGAGUUGUUCUCCCAGGAUGCUUUAAUUGAUUUUGCUGAACUCUUGUAUCCAACCUAUGAUGUGAAAAAUGGAAUAACAUCCUAAUUGACCUGUUUCUCAAAUUUAUUGUCAAUCUGAUAUGUGAUCUGCUAAACUAUUUCUUACCCUUGUACAAAUUAUACUCAUUAAAGUGAACCACUUUGAGCUUCAGCACUAAUUAUAGCUUAUAUAAUUUUAGUAACAGCUGUUUAACAACUGCUGGCAAAAUUCUAAAAUUUAGCCAUCGGCUGUAGGGUCGGGAGCCAGUUGGAGCGGUCUCCAGCAUACCACUGCCCUGUCUUUUCUGUUUGUUUCACUGUUAGUACUGAAUAAAUUUCUCACAGUUAAGCUACUCACUGCUCUCAGGAAACUCCUACCACUGAUCCUUGCAGGGGCUUCAAAAGGUGGGAAAGCAUUAACAUUGGUCCUACAGAGCGUGCUUUUGAUUUGAAGAAUUUGACAAAAGCAAACUUUUCCUGAAGUGCAUGGGAAGCUUGCCUCUUUCUUAAGCUGGUUCUAUGCUUUCGGGUCUCAAAGCGAAGUAGACUGUAAUAUGAGCCUCUCUGAGAUUUUGUCUUGAGCAUUUAAAACGUUUAUUGUUUAGGUCAUUAUUUGUAGAGUAUGUUUGAUUCCACUGAAAAAAUUUAAAUGUAUUAAAAUUUUUUAAUGCAAUCUACCAAAUAAGUUAAAACAUUACAGUUCAGUCUACCUCUUCUUCCAUUUGGAUUCAGCCUGCUGUUUUGAGUUAAGGUUGUAAUUUUAUCCCCACUCUAAGUUGUUUCUGUCUAAGACGAAGAACAAAUCGGCAGGAGACUGAAGGCAUAUUUGAAGCUCUCAGAGAUCUCUCGCUGACCAGCCCUAUUUUUCAUGAGUUGGGAAAAAAAGCCAUUGUUUUAAAUUUCCACUUAAUAUGAAAAUGUUUGUUUUUAAAAUGUUUCUUCCUGCUGGAAAAAAAAAUGUAUUUUUAAAAGGAAAAAAAAUAUCCUCUUUUGGCCAUAAGAAAAAGUCAGCUGUACGAGCAGGUGUGACCAUAUAACAUGCUGAUAUAUAAAUCAAUAAAUUUUUACCUCUCAGGA